GUGGGGCUAGUGCCACGUGCUUCGAUAUGGCAAUUUGUUACGAGCUACAGCAUAGACUUAAUCCAUUUUACACUGGAGGAUCUGUCAAAACUCUUUCAAAUGGGUCCCAUGUGAUUAGCAUGUGCCAUAACUCAAUCAAAUUAGUUGAUCUGAGCACUUUAGCAACAAUACAGUCAUUUGAUGAAGAAGAGGACACUCCCAUUACACUGGCCGUCAGUCCAGAUGAGACUACACUGGGUGUGGCCUGGAGGAGUUUAUUAAUUAAGCAAUAUAACUUAAUAACCAGUACUUGUACCAGGCAAUGGAAAGGACAUUUAGGUCCAGUGGUUGCCAUGGAUAUAGACUCCUCCUCCUCUCUCCUUGCUACUGGUUCUGCUGACUCAACGAUUAAAGUAUGGGAUAUGAGCCGUCAGUACUGCACUCACCACUUCAGGCCUGGAGUAGGUGUGGUCUCUAUUGUCAGAUUCCAUCCAUCGAAGCUCCUCCUGUUCAGUUCAUCGAUUGAUAACAACAUUAGACUAUGGAGCCUUCAAGACAGCAAGUGUAUUCAGAUAUUGUCUGGUUCUCAUGUAAGUCCAGUCACCACUCUGCUCUUCUUGUCUAAAGAGGGCGGAGACUAUUUCAUUAGUGGUGGGCGUGACCAGGUUAUUAACUACUGGUUAUUAAAUGAUGAGAAGGCGGAGCUCCUUAAAGUAUUACCAGUUUAUGAGGCCGUUGAAGGAUUGCAACUCAUACCAGAGGAGGUGAGUGGGAGGGGCUCUGUUACCGUGGCAACUGCAGGAGAGAAAGGAGUAUUGAAGUUAUGGGAUAUUGAGAAUGGUUGCUGUCUUGGUUCAUUGUAUUCAUUACCGGAAUCAACUGGACACGUCUUUAGUGAUCUAUUGUACUGCCACGCCCUACAGUCACUGGUAGCUGUGGCCAGUGACCACACCCUCUUAUUAUACUCGUUAAAAGACAAGUCUGUUAAAUAUUUUGUGGGUAAUCUUGAUGAGGUACUAGACAUCAAGUGUAUUUCUGGGGAUGGGUACGAUGAGGUUGCUAUAGCAACCAAUAGUGAGAACCUCAAGGUGUACGAGAGGGGGGCGUGGUCACAGUGUCAGCUAGUGAGAGGGCAUGCUGAUGUCAUACUGUGUGUUGAUGUUAAUGUGACCAAUGAGAUGAUAGCUACUGGUUCUAAGGAUAAAACUGUUCGAGUUUGGAGGAGAAACCCUUCAAGUGGUCAGUAUGAGGGUGUGGCUACUGGGCGGGGCCACACUAUGAGUGUUACAGCAAUAGCCUGGGCCAAACAGGACAACUCCUUCCUUGUUAGUGGUAGUUUAGAUAAAACUAUUAAAUUAUGGAACGUCAAACAGCUGCUCUUGUCAAAGAAGACUAAUGAGGGAAGUAUGUCCGCCAUGUUCACUGAAGCUGCUCACAAUAAAGAUAUUAAUUCAAUUGAUGUUUCACCAAAUAACAAACUUAUUGUAACUGGAUCCCACGAUAAAACUGCUAAGAUAUGGUCAGUAGCUGAUGGUAAACUGAUGGGAACAUUAAAAGGACACAGGAGGGGGGUGUGGUCAGUACAGUUCUCUCCUGUUGACCAAUGUGUAUUGACAAGUUCCAGUGAUAAUACGUUAAGACUUUGGUCAGUUAGUGAUUUCAGUACCUUGAAAACCUUUGAAGGACAUUCCAACUCAAUUCUAAAAGCAAUCUUCAUUAAUAAAGGACAAGCAGUAGCAUCAGUAGCUAAUGAUGGUUUAUUGAAAAUUUGGAGCGUUAAGACGAAUGAGUGUCUGACUACUUUAGACGCUCAUGAAGAUAAGGUGUGGUCCUUAGCCACACCCAAUGAUGGGCGGAGCCUCUUCACUGGAAGCAGUGACACCACAGUGUGUGAAUGGAAGGACGUGACAAAUGAGAAGAGAACCCAAGAGAAAGAGAAACAAUCAGAUUUUAUACUCAAGGAACAGCAGUUGUUGAAUUUAUUACAAGAUAAGGAUUACGAGAGAGCAGUGGGUGUGGCCAUCACUCUAGACCAACCGAACCGAGUCCUUAAGGCACUAACAGAUAUACUAAGUUCCAGUGGCAUUCAUUCUGAGCCGUUUCAUGCAACAAUAAGAUCAUUAAAUGAAGAACAACUUAGUUGUUUACUUGGUUAUGUUAAGAAAUGGAACACGAAUUCAAAAUAUUGUAGAGUAGCACAAUCAGUAUUACAUGUAUUAUUAAAGAUUAAGGAUCCUGAUGAUUUAUCGAAAAUAUCAAAUAUAUCGGAAACAUUGACUGGAUUAAUACCGUAUACUGAGAGACAUUUUGAUAGACUAUCACGACUACAACAGUUGUCCACAUUUAUUGACUACACGUGGGAGAGAAUGUCCUUAUCAGAUCAGAAUCACUAAAGACUACUCACUCCUGAGCCUUUUUGUCAUUACAUUUUGUUUAUUGUUUAAUAUUAUUGCAACUAUAUUGCAGCCUUGCCCUUGCUGCUAAAAGUG
Amphimedon queenslandica is the source of this 2468-nucleotide messenger RNA. Its product is annotated as transducin beta-like protein 3. The coding region runs from base 27 to 2372 and encodes 781 amino acids. Gene Ontology annotation, cellular component: small-subunit processome; nucleolus; 90S preribosome. The record is from RefSeq and is a predicted model, not a curated record. The transcript has 24 exons. Gene Ontology annotation, biological process: endonucleolytic cleavage in 5'-ETS of tricistronic rRNA transcript (SSU-rRNA, 5.8S rRNA, LSU-rRNA); endonucleolytic cleavage to generate mature 5'-end of SSU-rRNA from (SSU-rRNA, 5.8S rRNA, LSU-rRNA). Gene Ontology annotation, molecular function: protein binding; U3 snoRNA binding. Lineage: Eukaryota; Metazoa; Porifera; Demospongiae; Haplosclerida; Niphatidae.